Orbicella faveolata is the source of this 1446-nucleotide messenger RNA. Its product is annotated as transmembrane protein 256 homolog. Gene Ontology annotation, cellular component: membrane. Lineage: Eukaryota; Metazoa; Cnidaria; Anthozoa; Scleractinia; Merulinidae. The record is from RefSeq and is a predicted model, not a curated record.
CAAACCAAAUCCAAAAACAUCGUAAAAAGAUUGUAAAAGAUGGCUUCCAUUUUUCAUAAAAUUGCCGGCGUUUCUGGAGCUUUGGCCAUAGCAUUAGGAGCUUAUGGAGCGCAUGCUUCAUGGCUUAAUCAAGAUGAUGCCAAAAAAUUCAAAGAGUCCUUCAUGACUGGGAAUCUCUACCAUCAUUUAAAUAAUCUGGCAUUGUUAGCAGUCCCCUUUGCCAAACGACCAAACUUGGUUGGCAGUUUGAUUUGUGGUGGAAUUCUUCUGUUUUCAGGCAGCUGUUAUUUAGUUGGAUUCAGACACGACAAGUCGUUUGGAAAACUGGCUCCAGUGGGAGGGUAUCUUCUUAUGGCUGGUUGGCUAGCAUUUGCGUUUUAACUUGGGACAUAUCAUGGAAAUGAUUGUAUGGUAGUUAUUUCACUCUCACUUAGGUUUAAACAAUUCUUAAAAGUGAUUAAUACCAAAGUAACAUACAGCGUGAGGACAUUGCACUUGGCAAGAGCAGCAGAAUGAUGAGGAAGAAAAACAUAAAACAUAAAAGGCCAUUAGAACUGGCAGAUAUUCUCUACUAAACCACAAAUUCUAAUAGCUUACGUUGUACUCUGGACCAAAGCUUCUGUGGACAACUAGCUUGCGAAGAAAUAUUUAUUCAUUUGGAAACCCACUGAAACACAUCCCAACUGUUCGCAAUAUAUUAAAGUAAAUCAAGAAUACAUGUAGAACUGAAAAUCAAUAAUUAAAAUUAAUAUUAAUAUUUCCAUAAACCCGAACAUUUUGUUGCGUAGCUUUCUUUCGUGUUUCUGUUUGAGUGCAACUUUGUAUCAUGCACUCCUUUUGUUUGACAUUAUUUCUGAAUGUUAUUAAUACCAAUUCAUUACGAAUUUGUUAAGUAAAGAAAAAGAAAAACAAAGAAAGAAAAACUAAGCUAAAAGUAAUAACAUUAGUAGAUACAGAACUUUUGUAAAGUUCCUUCUCGUAACGUUUUUCCUUUGAUUUAGUAUAACAUCUGUAUUUAAGCAAUAGAGCAUUUUUCCUGUGUUUACAUAGCCCCUUCUAAACACGAGGCGGGUUGGGAGAAUUCGACUACGUCUCGGGUUUGCCUAACUAUUCCAAUAUGAAACAAUGAGCCGUCAAGUUCGACUUGUCAGUUCUUUUCCCAGUGGCAUCGAAAAUUCACCGACGACCUAGAAGGAAAAUCAGCGCGGAAGCACGCAUGUGGGAUGACUUUUCCGUUUUCGAAGACAACGUGUUCUUCGAAAAAAAGUGCUUCUCGCCGGUUUCGGUUUCUUAAAAACGUCGGGACAGUUCCUCAAGUUUUCCGAAACUUUCUUUUCGUCGCGUUAGAGGUUAUGUCAUUUUCUUGGUCUAUACCCUCAUCGACCACAGAAGUUGGGAAAUCAGCGCGCUGAUGUAUUCCUUUAGUAUUGAAAAAAAAAAAAAAAA